GCUGUGCUGCCCCUAUUGCCCCCCAGCCUCACUUGAGCCCCGGUGCUGUGCCGCAGCCCUGCCCAGCCUGCAUCACCUCGCCCCGCUCACGGGGCCCACUGCAAGAACUUGCACUGCGCCAUGGAUUCCAUGUUUGAGGACGACAUCAGCAUCCUGACACCGGAGGCUUUGGGGCCGGAUGAAGACUGGCUGGACAGCCCCAACACCGACCUGUCGGGUGAGAUGUGCUCAGCAUCCCAUUUUGCCCUUAUCACCGCGUACGAUGACAUCAAGAACCGCCUGAGCGGGCUGGAGAGGGAGAACUCCACCCUCAAACGGCGCCUGAAGAUGUAUGAGGUCAAGUGCCCGCUGCUCAGUGAGUUCGGUGAGGAGCACAUCUUCUCCAUCUACGAGGCCAAGGAGACGUCGCUGCUUAAGAGCGAGAAGGCGUCGCUGCAACAACAGCUCAACCAGUUCCAGCACGAGCUGGAGAAGAGCAAAGAGCGCGAGGAGCAGCUGGAUGAGAUGAUCCAGGCCUAUGAGAAACUGUGCGUGGAGAAGGCAGACCUGGAGUCGGAGCUGGGAGAGAUGCGGGCGCUGGUGGAGACUCACCUGAGCCGUAUCCGCAGCCUGGAGCAGCAGCUGCGGCAGCGCGAGGCCAACGCAUUCCCUGCACUCAGUGCUCCAAUGCCCGGCCAGGAGGUGCCUUUCCUCUCCCUACAUCCCAACCCCGGCCUCAGCCACGUGCUGGAGCGCCCGGGGGGGUGGCAGAGCAGAGGGUUGGAAGCUGAGCUGGAAGCAGCACGGCAGGACGCUCAGCGUGCACAGCACCGGGAGGAGCAUCUGAAGGCUGAGUGUGAACGGCUGCAGCUGGAGCUGAAGCACCUGCAGGACAGCAGGCAGCAGGAGCAGUCAGAGCGGGACAUGGCCUGGGUGAAGAAAAUGGGAGAUGACCAGGUGAACCUGGCACUGGCCUACACGGAGCUGACGGAGGAGCUGUGUCGCCUGCGGAACCUCAGCUCCCUGCAGAGCCAGAUCCUGCGUGCGCUGCUGCAGGAGAAGAGCCUCAAUGGUGGUAAGGAGGGACAAGGGGUUCAUGGGGCUGGAAGAAACAGAGCUGGCUGCCCUCAUCCUUGUGUUGGUGCAGAGCUGCAUGCAUCCAUCCCAUGAGCAUCCCUGUAAGCAUCCACCCUAUGGGCCCCACUCUUUUGGGCUGCCAUCCUAUGGCUGUCUAUCCCAGCAGCAUCCCUCCUGCUUGGGCUCUAUGAGCAUCCAUCCUUGAGAAU
This is a messenger RNA of Coturnix japonica (Japanese quail), 1265 nucleotides long. The record is from RefSeq and is a predicted model, not a curated record. Lineage: Eukaryota; Metazoa; Chordata; Aves; Galliformes; Phasianidae.